Molecule: messenger RNA, 776 nt
Organism: Aspergillus neoniger CBS 115656
Lineage: Eukaryota; Fungi; Ascomycota; Eurotiomycetes; Eurotiales; Aspergillaceae
Exons: 1
Coding region: 134-685 (183 amino acids)
Source: RefSeq, a predicted model, not a curated record
UUGUUGUUGUUAGUAUAGACUGUGUCUCUGUUCAGUGUUCACACAGUCUUUACCAGCCGCAUGAAGUAAUUCCCGCUUUGCCAGCCUAUCUGGUUCCUGGAUCUGCUGCGCUUCAGCUGCAGGGUUUCCAGUUAUGACGGACAAUGCCUUAUUUAGGGGCCAUUCGUUGGCUGUGGAUGGCGUCGCGCAACGGGCCUUUCUUUCCUUCUGGGUCUUAGUUAGUAGUCUUAGACUGACUGGUGGGAUGGACUCGCACUGCCUAUCAUCGUCACCCGAAAGAUCUCCCAAUUCAACGCUAAAACCGCGCCAGUCUGGAACUAAUUCCAUCCCAUCUUUUUCCCUCGACGCUCUGUUUUCCAGCACAGCAAAGCUAGACUCGACAUUGAUUAGCCUGCUUCUUGUUGCUGAAUUAGUACUAUCUCUCUCCCCAUCAUUUCCCCUCCCCUUCUUCUUCUUCCUUUUCUCUCUCUUUCGCUUCCUUCCGACGCUUUUCGCCCGGACAGCGUGGCUCAGCAUCAUCAUCUUCUUCUUCGUCUUCCCCUCCUCGCUUCGUUGUCUCUCUAUCUUACCUCUCUAUUAUUCUCAUCUUAACUUGAUCGAUCGUUCAUCUUUUCACACAGUCAUUCUAGACUUGUGUAUGACUUUGUUACUCGACGACGCUGCUUGUUCCCGUCCCCACACAUAACUACCACUACAAUACUACUACUACACAUACCCACCCGGCCCUACAGAUCGUCCACCUGCGCCGGUGUUUGAGAUUAUCGCCUUCACGAUUC